GACAACGUGGGUCUCGUGCUGCACGUUCUUCCGGUCGCCAUAUUGGUGCAUCAGGAUUCCAUUGUGGCGGUUGUGGGUGUUCAGGUUGAGGUGGUGGCCAUUGUGGCCAUACUGGAGGACGGGGAGGUUGUGGGGGUCGCUCGGGUUGUUGAGGUUCUUCAGGUGGUUGUGGCCACUGUGGGUUAUCUGGUUGUUGAGGUGGUGGUUGAGGCCAUUGUGGGUUAUCUGGUUGUUGAGGUGGUGGUUGAGGCCAUUGUGGGUUAUCUGGUUGUUGAGGUGGUGGUUGAGGCCAUUGUGGAAUGUUAUCUGGUUGUUGAGGUGGUUGUGGGUUGGUUGGCCAUUGUGGAAUGUUAUCUGGUUGAGGUGGUUGUGGAUUGGUUGGCCAUUGUGGAAUGUUAUCUGGUUGUUGAGGUGGUUGUGGAUUGGUUGGCCAUUGUGGAAUGUUAUUUGGUUGUUGAGGUGGUUGUGGGUUUGUUGGCCAUUGUGGAAUAUUUCCUGGUUGCUGAGGUUGUUGUGGAACGUUUUCUGGUUGUUGAGGUGCUUGCGGAUUUGUUGGCCACUGUGGAAUAUUAUUAUUCUCAGGUGCAGGCUGUUGUGGAGAAAUAACAGGCCAUUCUGGAAUUUGUGCAAUGACCGAUGCACAAAAUGCUAAGAUACAAAAAAACUUCAUUAUAUCUUGCUUCGUUCUAAUUGACGACUGA
Clunio marinus is the source of this 701-nucleotide messenger RNA. Lineage: Eukaryota; Metazoa; Arthropoda; Insecta; Diptera; Chironomidae. The record is from the annotation of a GenBank genome assembly.